Girardinichthys multiradiatus is the source of this 1175-nucleotide messenger RNA. RefSeq names its product jmjC domain-containing protein 8-like. Gene Ontology annotation, cellular component: cytoplasm. NCBI's taxonomy places the organism in Eukaryota, Metazoa, Chordata, Actinopteri, Cyprinodontiformes, Goodeidae. The coding region runs from base 75 to 863 and encodes 262 amino acids. The record is from RefSeq and is a predicted model, not a curated record. The transcript has 9 exons.
AAGUCCGCCAGCAGUGGAGGUGCGAGAUGAUGUUCUCCUGGUAGUUGAGAUCGGUCCAGAACUGGAAGGGCUGGAUGGGGAACCGAGCUGCUCAGUUUGUAGCUGCAUGUCUGAUCUGCGCCGUGGGAGCGGAGGACGGGGGAGGAUGGUCACUGCCUGCAGACCUCAGUUUAGGAGAUGAAGGAACCUGUACCAUCGAGGUUCUGGACGGAUCAGAACUGUCUCACCAGCAGUUCAUUGAAAGAUAUGCAUUCAGCAGACCAGUUGUCCUCAGAGGUCUCACCAACAACACGAAAUUCCAGCAUUUGUGCUCCAAGUCCAGUUUGCUGGAAAAGUACGGGUCCCUGAAAGUGAGGCUGAGUACUGCCAACACGCACUCGUACAGGAAAGUGGACGUUCUCCUCCAGGAGUACGUAGAUGAGUUCCUGAGGCCUCAGUCUGAAGACGCCCUCGGCAGCGAGACGCUGUAUUUCUUUGGAGACAACAACUUCACCGAGUGGCAGAACCUGUUUGAUCAGUAUGAGUCUCCACCGUACGUCCUGCCGGACACAACCGGAGCGUACAGUUUUGGGAUUGCAGGCCCUGGAACAGGAGUCCCUUUUCACUGGCAUGGUCCUGGAUACUCAGAAGUCAUCUAUGGAAGAAAGCGGUGGUUCCUCUAUCCGCCGGAAAAGGAGCCUCAUUUCCACCCGAACCGCACCACCCUGUCCUGGGUGACAGAAACAUAUCCCUACCUGCCGGAGGAGGAGGCUCCGCUGGAGUGCACGAUCCGGCCCGGAGAGGUUCUGUUCUUUCCAGACCGCUGGUGGCAUGCCACCCUCAACCUGGACACCAGUGUCUUCAUCUCCACCUUUCUGGGCUGAGCUUCAUCUACAGGGGAUUUCUUAAAGCAUUCCUCCAAACAGUUCUGUCUGCCGGCUGACAGGAAGGGAAACCUAACAGGAAUCAGAUUUAGGCUCAACUGUACUCAAAGGGCCAAUUUCUAUUCUUCAUUUCAAGUUUUAACCACUCCACUUUUGUCAUUUCUGGGGCAUUUAUGCUAUUUCAUACGGCGUUAACAAAUAUAUUUUUGUGUGUUUAAAGCAAAAACUGUGUUGGAGGAAAUGCUUCUCUGGAAAAUAAAGAUUUUGGACAAUAAGGCAAAACUCUGCCUUAUUGUUUUAAAUAAGCUAGAA